UGUCCUUAUAUCUUCCCAUUCAGUUUCGAAGAGUCGCGCAUCGAGAGCAGUUGGAUACAAAAUCAGAGUCGUUCUGGAGUUGUUUUGUGUGUAUAUCUAACGCAUCCAAGUCAGAGUCACACCAUGAGACAUAAUUAUAACGCGAUUUUGCUGGCAGCGUUCCUGACAUGGUCGGGGGUGUUGUGUAGCACAGUCCUGGCCACAACGGAGGGCCAAGAAACCCCUCUGGCACUUCCGGUGGCGGAGCAGACCCAGCCCACCACAGCCAUCCAGGGGGAGGUGUGGGAGGAGGACGAUCAUGAGGUCUUAAUCCGAAACGAACGUGGCACCAAGAGUGAUGGCCUGUCCUGUCGAUAUGGCAAGAAUCCUUGGACCGAGUGUGACACAAAGACCAAUACGCGAUCCAGGACAUUGACACUGAAGAAGGGAGAUCCAGCAUGCGACCAAACGCGUACUAUUCAGAAGAAAUGUAAAAAAGCUUGCCGGUAUGAGAAGGGUUCCUGGUCGGAGUGCGCCACUGGGCAGAUGACCCGGGCCGACAAGCUAAAGACGAGCAGUGAUCCUUCCUGCGAAGCAACGCGAGUAAUCAAGAAGAACUGCAAGCCCGGAAAGUCCAAGGAUAAGAGUGCCAAAGAGCAGCGCAAGAACAAGGACAAAGCCGCUCGCAAAGGACGCGUUUAAGUGAUUUCGUAACCUAUUUAAUUUUAAAUGCCCCGUGUUGGUUUGCAGCCUUGCAAACGAUUUAAGUUAUACUGAUUUUUUAAUAUAUUUAUAAACAGAUAAAUCGUAACGACAUUAACUGUCUGCUAUGUAUACCCGUAAAGCAUUUUAAUUAAAUGCACAUAUUGAUUAAAUGUUGUAGUUUGGUUUCCAAGCAAACGAUACACUUAAUAUAAACAGCAGUACGUUCAAUUGUAAAACAUAAUAGUAACUUUUGCGAAAUUAAAAACAUAUUUAUGCAAUGCAAAUAAAAGAUAUAUUCAUACAAUACCAUACAUACAUAAAAUACCCUAAAAUAAUUUAGUUUACUCCAAAGACAACAAAAUACAUACAGAAAGCAUAAAUAAAUUAAAGUAAUUCCCUUAAAAAAUUAUGAUAAAACGAAGCAGUCUGACAUUUUAAACCGCAACCCGAGACUUGUCACAAAAACUUAGCAGAGUUGUUCUUCAAUUGAAUUUUGAAAUAAUAUUAACCGUAAAUCUAAAACAAAACAUUUAAUCAGAUUAUUGGUGUACAAUUUUUUGGCAAAUAUCAGCUUCCGAUUCUGAUCUCAAGAAAAAGCAGAACGAUGCUAUAUAUUGCGAAAAGAAAACCAACAACGGAAAUUAAAUAAUGAAAUCAAAGAAAACCGGUAAAAAGUUUGUCAUUCGCAGAUAAUAAACAAUUAAAAACCAAAAACACUUAGUGUAAAUAUUGUAAAAAAACAAAAAUAUAAAACCCUACUAUAAUGUAUGUAUGAAUGAGGCAGGAUUGGCGAUCCUUCGCCCGUAUCCUUGCUGCAUUGUAGGCGAUUGGCAUUUUAAAGUAGUUUACAACUCAUUCUCACUGGAAGUUUUGAUUCCAUCUUCGCCAAAAAAAAGAAACAAAAACCACAAAAAAAUUUAAAACACACAAGUCGAAAUACCGGCAGACAUACAUACAUACAUACUCGUACAUAUUUUGAUCCAAAGUUGUACCAUUUCCAAGAUAUGGUUUACCUUUUUAAUAAAAACAUAUAAACUUAGAACGUUAACUACGACUUAAUGUAUUUGCCUGUAAGCAGUUUUACAACAUACCCCCUUACUAACUUACAGCAGAAAUGAAACAAAAACAGAAACAGAAACAUAAACAGAAAAGCUCGCUCACAGCAUGCAAAUCCACAAAAACCUAGGGGUUUUUAUUCCACAAGGACGAGAGGAGCAAAUACACAACCACUUUUUCCCAAGAAAAAAACUAAAAAAUAAAAAAUUAUGUGAAAUUUGUUUACGUACGUAUACAUGCAGACGCAUACAACAUAAGAAAACAAAAACAAAAAGUAACUGAACUUUAAUAAAUACAAAUAUUACGGAA
Messenger RNA from Drosophila bipectinata, 2049 nucleotides. RefSeq names its product midkine and pleiotrophin 1 (gene miple1). The record is from RefSeq and is a predicted model, not a curated record. Gene Ontology annotation, biological process: mesoderm morphogenesis. Gene Ontology annotation, molecular function: heparin binding; growth factor activity. Lineage: Eukaryota; Metazoa; Arthropoda; Insecta; Diptera; Drosophilidae. Gene Ontology annotation, cellular component: extracellular region.